AUGACGACCCCGGCGCCGACGGACGGCACCGAAGUCGAGUUCCCCAGCAACAGCGUCGUCUAUCAGCGUGCGAAGCACAGCCUGCCGUCGAAGUCCUUCUUCAAUACCCACUGGUACACUGGCAUUAUCAUUAUCGUGCUCGUUGUGGCUACCGCUUACAUUCUACUGGCGCUGUGGGUCUGCCACCACUUCGAGUACUCGGAGCAGCGCAAGGCAAAGAAGGUGGUGGAGCACGCGUACGUGACGAGCGGCUUCUUCGACCUCGACCGCAGUAAGCAGGGCUUUCUUGCGCAGCGGCGUCGUCGCAGCAGCAGCGGCGAAUCCAGGACGACAGUGCUGAGAGUCGACCCUUCCGAAUCGCGCGACGCGCACGACGAGACGUACGACUGGCACAGCGGCAGCGACAGCACGACGACGUCGGAGAGCGACGAGCAUGUUUAUGUGGGCGUGAACCCGCUUCAGCGGCGGGGGGUGGCGCUGAGGAGCCGUGCCAGCUGA
Leishmania mexicana MHOM/GT/2001/U1103 is the source of this 498-nucleotide messenger RNA. RefSeq lists its product as hypothetical. Bases 1 to 498 code for a protein of 165 amino acids. The transcript has a single exon. The record is from RefSeq and is a predicted model, not a curated record. NCBI's taxonomy places the organism in Eukaryota, Euglenozoa, Kinetoplastea, Trypanosomatida, Trypanosomatidae.